This is a messenger RNA of Suillus subalutaceus, 1902 nucleotides long. RefSeq lists its product as uncharacterized. The record is from RefSeq and is a predicted model, not a curated record. The transcript has 6 exons. Bases 460 to 1797 code for a protein of 445 amino acids. NCBI's taxonomy places the organism in Eukaryota, Fungi, Basidiomycota, Agaricomycetes, Boletales, Suillaceae.
ACUACAUAGCCUAGAGUUUUGCAAACAACCGGUUUUGCCAGUUUUGCCGGUUAUAACCGGCAGAACUAAAUUCAAAUAGUUCUGCCCCCGGGCCCCCACACUACGCCUGCGCCUCCAACGGCCUCGAUCGUCUGACCAGCGUGUGUUUCGGUUCGCUAGCGGAAAGUGUUGAUUUGGUAUAUGGAGCCAUCAGGUGAGGCAGCGAACAAUGAGCAUUCGGUGAUGUCCCAAAUUGCUGAUGUGCCAUAUGGUUUUAGGGAAGUCAACAACGACUGAGAAGAUAUAUCCCAGUGCUUCAUAUUGAAGGUGAACAAAGGUACCUCUAGCUAGAAAGACAAGCUGACUUCAAGGGACGCGGUGAGCACGCGACAAGUAGGGAAUGCGCCGAGGCCGCAAACUAUAUCUUUUAGUAGGGUGUGGUCUGGAUCUCAGAAUUUGUAAUCACUGAUAACGUACAAUAUGGGGUCGAAAGUUCAUUUUACGUGUCAUCAAGUUGUCGACCACAGUCAUGGAAAUCGAGAAAGAUCCCUCUCUUCCAGACAAUCUCCGCCACGUGCUUUCGAAACUCAUGGCCGAAAAUGGACCAGUCAUGAAGUUACAGGGACAACUGAAGAACCUUUAGAAGACUACCAAACGAGCAGGAAAACGGACACAAUAUCCAAAUUGAUGUGGCCAUUCAAGGAAACGAAAGCAGCAGCGAUUGCUGAGAGAUCGAAAGGCUUUUAUCACGACAUCACAACAGUUCUAGCAAUAGACUCACGGAACACGCUCAAGGACAUCGGUCGAGGAGUCGAGGAAUUAAAUAAGACGCAAGAGGCGCACAAGAAAGACGAGGAACGUCGACAGUUGCUUAAAUGGAUGAACCCUGUGUCUUGUAUUGAGAAGCACGACGCUCUCAAGUGCAACUCCGAGACCAGUCGUUGGAUUUUCCACGCCAAUCAGUAUAAGGCCUGGAAUACAUCCGAUUGCGCGUUUCUAUGGUUGAAUGGCCAGCCUGGACAUGGGAAGACAAACCUUGCUUCCUCCAUUAUCGACGGAAUUCAAGGUAGCGGCGGAGCAGAGCCACAGACUCUCGGUUACUUCUAUUGCAAUUUCCAAGACGACCGAACGACAAACGCAGCCGCAGUUUUGCGCUCUUUGGUUGUUCAACUGCUUCAACAAUUUCAAGACGACUGGAUCACCAAGAUACGCGAGCCAGGGCUGCAAGGAGAUCUUGUUUCUCUGCGAAACCUCUGGCAGCAACAACGUGAUGUAAAACCGCAUCCCACAGAUCUGGGGUUUCUACGAAAGCUUCUUGUUGAAGUAUCUGCGCUAGUUUGCCGACCAGUCCUCGUGAUUAACGCCUUGGAUGAAUGCAAGGACUACCCUGACCUUGUAGGACAUCUCGUAAACCUCGCCGAAGACGCUCAACUGCAACUUUUUGUCGCUGGUAGAAGCGAGCCAGACAUCCAAGAAGCCUUCGAUGAUCUCCCCACCAUGUCACUGAAGGACAGCGCAGGACAAAUGAAAGAAGAUAUACUGGUUCACAUCACCGAGCAGCUGAAUACUAAGGGCUUUUCAGGCCUACCUGACGCGCUUAAAAUGAUAAUUUUGGAGAAACUGUUAGAAAAAGCCAAGGACAUGUUUUGCUGGGUUCAGUGUCAACUGGACGUCAUCAUGACGUGCAAAAGACCCGGCAGUAUUCGGAAAGCCCUCGACGACCUUUCGGCAGAUCUAUAUGAAACUUAUGACCAGAUCGCUCACUGCCCGGCGUUGCUUACUUUUGCCGGCCGGCGCAUCCGUCCCUUUGACGCUUGACCAGCUCAAUGAAGUGAUGAUGAUCGAAGUUGGGCUGCCGAGUCUCAAUGAAGACCUUGGCGUUAUCGACACUAUGGAUAUCGUGGCCGCAUGCGGAAGCCUUGU